AUGGACAGAGAGGACUAUGCAAGACUACAAAGAACACGACAGAAAAAGGCGCAUCGCGAGAUUAUAUACGAUAUGCACAUAUGUAUGUGCUUGCAUCGGUUUGGAUUUGGAGUUGGGUCUGGACCGCCGCGAACAGCAGACGAGGAAAAGACUACAAUUACGACACCGACGAGGGGAGACACGGUCCCUGAGCGUCUCGAGCUGGCUGCUAUUUGCUCCGCACAGAGCGCAGAGUGCACAUGGAGGAGACGGAACGCAGACCACAGGAACCGGCCAGGUGUGGUAGGCCAGGAGCGAUACACCAGGAGUGGUACGCCAGGUGUGGUAGGCUGUUUGAAGACAGAGCAGUCGAGAGCGGACGAUGAGGAGUGCAAUGCAUGUCAUAUGCAGGCCUGUAAAAUUGCAAAUGCUGCACGGAAGCUGAAGCAGGGUAUGAUUUCAAUAGAAAGGGCAUCCCGGGUGGUGGCUUCCGGGGCCAUGAGUAUCGCUUUCGUUUUGGCCAGGUUUGACCGUCUAAUUUACACUGUCUCCAACCCCACGUAA
This is a messenger RNA of Sporothrix schenckii 1099-18, 543 nucleotides long. RefSeq lists its product as uncharacterized. The transcript has a single exon. The record is from RefSeq and is a predicted model, not a curated record. NCBI's taxonomy places the organism in Eukaryota, Fungi, Ascomycota, Sordariomycetes, Ophiostomatales, Ophiostomataceae. Bases 1 to 543 code for a protein of 180 amino acids.